Messenger RNA from Symbiodinium natans, 999 nucleotides. The record is from the annotation of a GenBank genome assembly. Lineage: Eukaryota; Dinophyceae; Suessiales; Symbiodiniaceae.
AUGGGCAAUGUCAAUUUCCUCAGUUCUUGUUCAGACCGCCGUCGUUGGUCAGCGUCGAAUUCGCUAUCGUCAGUGUCGAGUUCGUGUAAGCGUGCCCAGCUGAACGCGGACGUUAUUGAUUCACAUGAUAUUUCCGGGUUGGGCAAUGUACAAAUUACCUCCGUCCUGAAGAUAUCAACACGCCUUGAGGCGUUCAGAAGCGACGGUGCUGACGGGCAUCAGCUGUCUUGGACAGAAAGGACAGUAUUGGGCGCUUGGCAUGACGAGCUGUACUUUGUGUAUCUGUCCUGCGGAAAACUUCGGGCAUGCCGCUUGAGUUGGACACAGGAUGGUCUUGAAAAACAAGGUCUUGUUACUAGUGGAAGCUUCGAAAGCCUCCAGACGUAUCUGGCCAAGCAUGGCGGACAUUGCGGUGGCAACUUCUACGAAUGUGUAGCUGAAGUGAAGAUGGAGCAGGUUGUUAAAGCCUUGAAAGCAAUGGCAGCAAUGGCGGGUUGCCAGACUUACGAUGUUGCGUCCUUCAACUGUCAGCACUUCUGCGAGCGCCUGCUGAGAAGUCUACCCGUUGUUGAAAACGAGCAAUUGGCUGUGCACCCUUUGCCGGGUCAGGAAAGACAUCCAGAAGAUGCGAGUGAAGAUCAGCCAGGAACAGCUGCCGAGAAUGCAACAGCAGAGGCUGCCAAUUCUCCAAUGCCUGCACGAUUGUCUGUGCCCCCUCAGGCAGGUCAGGAAAGACAUCCAGAAGAUGCGAGUGAAGAUCAGCCAGGAACAGCUGCCCAGAAUGCAACAGCAGAGGCUGCCAAUUCUCCUAUAGGCAUGGAGGAGUCUUGGAAGACGGUAUCUUCGCACAACAUCCAAGACCCUCAGGAAGAUGGAGCGGCAGAAGAACCAGCCUCUGAGCAAGCUCAUCCCAAUGCUCAGGUAACAAACCCACAAGACGAGGAUGACUAUCACUUUGUUGAGAGUGGAGGACAGAGUUCCCAGCCCGGGAGGAAGUAA